Molecule: messenger RNA, 513 nt
Organism: Lathyrus sativus (Indian pea)
Lineage: Eukaryota; Viridiplantae; Streptophyta; Magnoliopsida; Fabales; Fabaceae
Source: the annotation of a GenBank genome assembly
AUGGCAAGAGAAGGUUUAGGACUUGAGAUAACUGAGCUGAGGUUAGGUUUAUCAUGUGGUGAGCCAAACAAGAAUGAGAACAAGAGGAAGUUCUCGGAGAUCGACGGUGAUCGGAGAAGUGUCGAUAAGAAGAACCAAGUUGUCGGGUGGCCUCCGGUGUGCUCGUACCGGAAGAAGAACAUGAAUGAAGGUUCGAAAAUGUAUAUGAAGGUUAGCAUGGAUGGAGCUCCUUACUUGCGUAAGAUUGAUCUUUGUUUGCAUAAGGGAUAUUUGGAGUUAGCUAUGGCUUUGGAGAAGCUCUUUGAUUGUUGUGGAAUUGAAGAGGCAUUAAAAGAUGCAGAAAAUUGUGAACACGUUCCAAUUUAUGAAGACAAAGAUGGUGAUUGGAUGCUGGUUGGAGAUGUCCCUUGGGAGAUGUUUAUUGAGUCAUGCAAGAGGCUGAGGAUUAUGAAGAGGUCAGAUGCAAAGGGCUUUGAUUUGCAACCAAAAGGAUCUUUGAAGAGAUUCAUAUAG